AAUGCAGUAAUUUAUUUUUAAUUAAGUCAUAGUUGAAUUUGAGCUUCGAAAAAGAUGCUAGUUAAAAUCAGUAUAAUAAAACAACAAAUUUCACUGGAGCAGAAAAUAAAUUUGGUUGAAUGUGAAAUAUUUGCAAUACUCUUGUAUGCUGCUACAGGGAGUAUCAAAGUCACAGAUUACUGAGCUUAUAGAAAUUAGACUUUAACACCAAACAAACCAAAUUGCUUUGUUUACUUCAUAAAUACCUUGCAUUAGGUUAGCAGUACUCAAUUUCGGGUUUAUGUUUUCUCAAUAAUAAUUACAAAAUAUCAAAUGUAACUUGUAUCAAGUUCCAUUUCCAUCUCUGAAUUUUUUCUUCUGUGUAUUCUGAACAAUACCAAUGCCUGAAUCUUUAUUACAUCGUCAAUGACUAAGGUUCCUUAUGGAUAUGCAGAAUGUCCGUAAAUGAUUGAUACAUCUUCGUGGAUAAAAUACAAGGAAACUACAAAGCACACCCAAGAAAACCAGUAACAACGGAAAAUCAAUUUCUCAGAGAUUUGAAAAUUUGGCGGUUUGUCUCUGUAUUUCCUAUCUUUACCGCCAGGGUCCGCUAUAUUUAGAAACAUUUAGAUGUGACGUUACUUAAAUAGUAGAAAUUUUGUGUGAUGGAGUGCCGAAAAGAAUUACACUCAAUAGUGUUCAGCGGGCCUUCAGAAAAUGGUUUCGUAAGGGUCCACCUCCUCAAGCAUCGAUUCAGAGAUGGUGUGACAACUUAGGAAACCAGGGAUACAUUUGUAAGAAGAAAAGCAGUGGCCGUCCUCGUGUGAGUGAAGAGGAUGAAUUGCGGUUUGAGGCCACAUUCAAUCUAAGCCCAAGGGAAACCGUUGUGAGUUACAGAUGCCGGAAACGACCGUGUGGCAAGUUCUAGGCACACAGAUUCCCACGAAACCAAACAAAUUUUUCAUGAUUCACGAAUUGGAGCUUGAGGAUUUCCCGAAACGGAAAAAGUUUUGCGAGGCUUUGUCUCCUCACGCCCCAGAACUCACUCCAUGUGAAUUCCUUCUGUAGAGUUUUAUAAAGGAAAAAGCGUUCGUGCAACCUUUACCACUGGAUAUUGAUGAAAUGAAGUUCAGAAUUACCGCAGCUAUGGAGACGAUUGACAGAAACAUGUUAGAAAGAGUAUGGGAUGACAUGGAUUACAGACUAGAGGUAUGUCAGUUCAUGAAUGGAGCUCAUAUUGAACACUUUCAGGGUAUGUAAAACUUCCAGAGUUUGUCAUCCAGAUGACAUGAGUUAUAGCUGUAUAGCUGUAAUACUUACGUUUGUAUAACAAAAGUGCAUCAAUCAUUUACGGUCAUUCUGUAUUUUGGAACACUCAUAUCAUCAUAUAAUUUGAAACUGGAUGUAACCACAUUAAAUUUUUCUGUUCUUGCUCUCACUUGUUCAAUGUUCUCAGGUGUGCAAAUGGAACAUGUUGGGCCAACGAACUUAUUCACUGCAUUAUCACAAACACUGAUAUCAUCAACUUACUUUAUACUAGCAUUACACAAAGGAAUCUGGUCAUGCCUUGGAAACUGAAACUCAUGCUGAAGACAUUUUAGCAAAAAUGAAAUGAUUCACAGUCCAGUUCUACAUGACUAAUAUGUAACCUGCAUACCAAGACAUUUUGGUGCACACAACAUUGGUAUUCCCCGCUUUAACCAGUUGCCAACAGCAGGAAUGUGAAUUAAGUCACAGCAUGACAUUAUUGAUAGCAAUUACUUCUUUACUGUGGAUAUACUGAAUUUUUCCCAACUAUCCCACACCUUGAGAACCUCCUGGUUCUGCCAUGUCAUGUAUCAUUCUAGUAAUGAUAUCUUUGCCAUGGAAAUUUUAUUUCUUGUUCUUAACAUUCUUUACAUGGGACAAUGCUUUUCCAUAUGUAAAAUUAUCCAGUGUAUAUGGAUUGCACUUUUGUCAUAACUUCCAACCUCUGCUCUCUUCUUUGAUGGUCUUGUCCUUUUUAUCACUGAUUCUGACAGUCCUCGCUUGUUUUCCUGGUUCAUUUUUAGUCAUUUGCUUAUUCCCAUAGACAUGUCAGCAUAGAAAGAACUCUGUGGACAGUAAUUUGAUGUGACAGUUCACUUUCUUCACACUCUUUCACACAUCUCUGCAUGACAUUACUAAUAGCAGCUCUUUCUUUUCUGGGGAUACAAUGUUCUUUUAUCCCUGACCAUUCUGUACCUUGUGAUUCUCAUGGUUCUGUCAUUGAAAAAACUGAGGUAACCAUCAGUGCAAAUAUACCUACAGUUUAACAAACUUUCUUGAACAGUUAAGUUGAAUAACAAAUGUGAAUAUGUACAGUUGAAGAGUAUGCUGAGAAGGUUACAUACACGAUGAGAAACAAACUCAAGUUGGUUCACUCUUCAUAAUACAAUUACAGGAAUCAACAGCUAUAGAAAGUAGCUACCACUUUUCCUAACAUUAUAGUAAAGAACCAUUAUGUCACUGAUCUUACUGGAUUUGUGCAAAAUUAAUAUGUGAGAAUGACUCACAGACAGUCAUAACCAUGCCUGGGCUGGGUGGGGGGGCCAGAGAGAGAAACAUUUGUACACAUCCCUGCCUGCUGUCUCACACAACGGACCCAAACUUGGCCACAUGUUAGCUAACAACCUGGGCUACAUAUCUUUCAUAUUGUGAGUAAAACUGUUUCAUGGUGUAUCAAAACCCUAUUUUCACAGCCUCCAUGCUUAGGAACAAAGCCAACCCAAGGUUCACAACAGUUUUAUGUUGCACAAUCUAUGAAUUUUAGUAGAAGUAGCAGUUUACAUCGGAAAUUAUGAUUGCUGGAACAAGUGAAGUUAAGAAAACCGGCUUAACUUGCCAUGGAAUCAGAACGAAUGGCUGUAUUUUCCUGUUGUUCACUUAACUGAAUUAAAUAGCUUGUUCCCUAUUCUACCCAUAUAGGAGCUAUUUAUCCACUAUUGGUGACUUGAGAUGAUCCAAAGUGAAACAUAAUUUGCAGUGUAAAAUGGCAUCUUCCAUCAAUACAGACGAACACACACCAAGCAAUAAUUCGUCAGUACAUCUGCCUCCAAGUUGCAGUAUCAGCCGAGAGAAGGAAUGACUUCAUUUACAGAAAGAUAUACUUGGCCUCAGAAAUGAUAGAAGGAUCAAAUUGGUAGGAAGGAACCAUGUGACUUGGCAUGAUCAAGGAUGGAAAGCAGGGGAGGAAAUAUCAAUGAAGAAAGGAUGGUAGAGCCUCACAGGGUGAGCUAAUGAGGCUAGAGAUCUGCCAGUAUAGAGGACAGCUCAGUAGCACAGCUAUCAAUGAGCUGUGAGCUGUGAAUAUGCGAUGGUGGGUGGGGGGAAGAGGGAGACGUGCAUUACUUUCCCCAUUCUCUCAGCUCCUGAACCGUAGUGGUGCCAAUGGCAGUAACUAACUCUGACUAAUUAGAUCCAGGGAGCAGAGUACUUCUUGAGAAGUUAAUAGUCGCUCAGGCACAGCAAGUUGAAAAGAUGAGUGUAGAAGAUGGUGUGAUCCAGCUGGAGGUGAUCCUAACAGAAAGGCUAGAUGGGCUGUAUACGGUUAACUGCAGGUCCAAUACUGUAGGACCUGUAUCCUCAGGGAGCCAAGUGGCUCUCUUGAUAGUUGACAGUAAACAGCUCUGUAUUACAGACUACAAACCCAGCAAUGUUAGUGUUGGUGUGGAGUUUCAGAUGGAACUGACAAUACCAGCAGUUGUUCAGAAUAGUAGUGUACUGUGCUAUGUGCAGAAAAAAGGCCAACAAAUUUCUGAAGUUAUACAAGCUGAAGAGGUGACAACAGGUCGUGUCAAGUGCAGACCCUACACAGCUCAAAGAGCAAGUCGCAUGGAAUGGGGAGCUGCAUAUACCUGGGAUGCGGCUAUUGACAGAGAAAGCUGCCCAUCUCCAGUAGAACUGAUAGCAGUGGCUCCUCCACCUGUCAUACAGCUGGCUCAGUUCUGUGAUGGUCUGCGAAAAGUCUGCAUUGAGUUUGAUCACAAUGUGGAUGGAUCUGAGAAGUGUUCUGAUAUUUUUGCUCCGGAGACACUUGCACUGCUUGGAGAUGGUGCAGACUGCAGUUAUGUGGCCAACCGCCUUAUUGUCACUCUAGGAUCAAACCCAAACAUACAAGGGAACUCGGAGUUACAGUUACUGGAAAACAGUAAAGUAUUCCGGGAGCAGUCAGAUCUAUCACUCACAGCUCCUGCAUCUGGAAAAGUAACUGUUAUACCACCAGAUCCAAAGACUAGUACUCCCCAAUUUGAAGUGGAAGCACCAAAGUUAAUCUGCCCAGAUGCCCAACUUGGCAGUGCUCUAGGUCGCAGCUCUGUGAUGCUGGAUGCUUCCUCAACUAGUACAAGCACAUCUCCACCUCAGGUCAUAAGAAUUUUAUCAUCUGAAGGACAAAAACUGGAAUAUAACUGGUCUCUAGAUUUCUCAGCUACACCAAAGGACCAGAGACACAACUUGAUGAUCUGGCAGAGUGUGAGAAUGUUUCACACAUAUCUGAAGAAAGCUUCAGGAUCUCUACAAAGUAACCAGAUCCCUAUCAAUACUUCCAUGUUGAUGCCAGGCAUUGAGUACAAAGUAAGUGUGAGUGGGGUCAACAUGCUAGGCAUACAAGGGGAGACACAGCAGUUCUCUUUCCAAGUGAUGCCUCACACUAAGAAAAGUGAUUCUGAAGUUGAAAUCAUUUCAUCCCAAUUGGUCGUAAAAGGACCAGCUGUAACACUGAGCAAUGCUGUGUCUUAUAUUGAAGCUACAUUUGUUUCUUGUGUACCACAAAUUAUGAAACCUAAUUUAAAUUAUCAGUGGAAGAUCGAGGGUGAAUUAACACAGAAAGUGGAACUACCAAGAGGGAAGAGGCUGUGUCUUCAUAAUGGAAUGUUACAAGGUGGAAAAGUAUACAACAUCAGCUGUACUUGCACAUCAGAAUCAAAUGAAUCUGCUGGACUGAUAAAUUUUAUUGCGUGGCAUGCUAUGGUUGUGCUGUUUCAAGGAAUUAGGGCACGCAUCAUAAAGCACGAAAUGGUGUUAGGUACAGGGCAGAUGCUGCAAUUAGAUGCAUCACAGUCAGAAGAUCUGGACGGAACACCAGGGGUCUUGCAGUUCUUGUGGUGUUGCCGGCGGGAAACAGGAGAGAGAUGUGUGUUACCACGAGCAGGAGAACCCAUUCCUCUGGAAAGUACAUUCAAAGAUGCAUUCCAACAGCCAGUACUGACAAUACCACCAGGUUCACUGCCUGUUGGGAGGUACAUUUUUACUGUGGAGGUCUCCAAAUCUGGCAUGUCAUCAGAGGCACAGGCUACUGUUGUUGUUGUGCCAGGAAUGCCAGUAGUUGUUAGUAUGCCUCCUGGAGCACAGUUGAAAUUGGUGAAUCCCAAAGAAGGUGUGACAGUUCCAGCAGUAGUAAUGAAUACUCGUGAAGGCUGCCAUAUGUGGUGGUCUGUGCAACAGGAACCAGGUUACGAGUAUUUCAACUUGGCUGAAGUAGUUGGGCUUGGAGAUACAGUACAUGUAACUUUGGAGGAGGCUAAGGAUGUAAUGGGCAGAGAAUUUCCUCUAGUUAUACCUGGUCCAACAGGUACCUGGCCUGGGCUGAAGGACAAUGCUGAGUACAAACUGCGGCUAAGUGUGGUCUGCCCCACUGAACCAGUUAAAAGCUAUACAGAUUUCCUUAUUACCACAAAUUCUCCCCCCACUGUGAAACCCCUCAAGGUGAUUCCUUCAGAAGGUGAGGCUCUAAGGUCAGUGUUUUUGUUCAGCACUGACUUAGCAGAUGACAGUUCUGCUGACUAUCCUCUUCUGUAUAAAUAUGGGUACCAGAUCAGUGAUCAGGAGAAGGUCAAUGUCUUCAGCACAUCAAAUGUGGACUUACAAGCUGCCACCAUUCUACCUUCUGUUACAGGUCUGGAGACUGUAAUUUUUCCUGUGAUCACAGUAUGUGAUGUUCACGAACUUUGUACCAUAGUAACUGGUGAAAAAGUCAUUGUAACCUUGCCAAGUGACCUCACCCUUAUGGAAGUUCAGCAAAUUGGUGUGCAGUUUGCAGAUUAUGUUGCAAGUGAGCAGUAUCCUGAAGCACUGAGUAUAGGCCACACAUCUCUGCAGACUCUGAAACAGUUACCCAGCCAGACUCUUUACAUGGCAGGGGCUGAGAUAAUUGAGAGUGAAAUCCAGAAGGAUCUCAAAAGAAAGCAGAACGGAUUGGGUGCAAACUCAGGAUCUUUGCAGUCAAGCUUAGAUUUCCUGGACAUGUCUAUUAGAAUACUCAGUGAACUCCCUGUAUCAGGUUCAACACUGCAGGAUCUGUCAGCAUUUAAAGAUAAAAUUCUCCAUCUAACAAAACACAGUAAUGAGCUCAAACUAAAAUACACAUCAUUCCCAGACAGACAUCUGCCUUCUGAAAGACUGUCACGUCAGAGACGGAGCAGUGGAAGUACCCCACCAAAUGCAGCUCUGUCUCUCAGUAGUGUGAAAUCCUUGCUUCAAGUAUCAGAGAGACUGAUCAAAACUGGGAACAGCUCUGUUGUUCUGGAAGAAAAGGAAACUUUGCUGCAGGACUUGAGCACCUAUAUGUAUCAUCUUUGUUUGGGGAAGGAGCAAAAGAUUGCCAUUGGAUCAUCAAUUGUACAUUUUAGUGUACAGAAACUUCUUUCCAAGGAUCAGAUCAUGAAUACUGCUAACUUUAAUAUACCAGACAGAACAAAGUUUCCUCCAGCUAUAAAUGAAACAGGAUUGAUUUACCUUGGCCAGACUGUUGCUGAGAAGUAUGGCCCUUCUGGUAAGACUUGCCUUGGUGGUGCAGUAUUCCCUACUGACUAUCUUACAGAUGUGGCCGUGGGGAGGAAUGCAUCAGAAGUAAAAGCACAAAAGAGGAGUAGUAUGGUGUUUGAGGUGCAACUGGUGAUCACAGAAAGAGGGUUGGUUCCUCCUGGUAAACUGGACCAUCCUCUUACCUUUAAGAUCCCAGUAGACAACACAACGUUUCAGGUUGAUCAGGUAUUGCAGUGUGCAACAUGGAAUGAGAAUAUGUGGAGUGGAGACAGCUGUACCACAGAGAAGUUUGUAACUCUCAACUCACAGAUGUAUAUGGUGUGCAAAUGCAGCAUUCUAGGAUAUUACACGGUUCUUGUAACCAGUGGGUCUACAACUAGAAGAGUAGAUGCUACCACAGCUGUUACUACUACUGAAAUGAUAUCAACCCAAAAAGAAAUAUUAAGAGCUUCUGCUGAUCCAAUCACAGAGAACAUGCAUGAUUCAUCUGCUGCCAGUAUUCUUUCAGAUAACACUCAGAAGAUUACUUGUAAAAAUCUUUCCCCUUCAGACAGGCAAGAUGGAGUGCCAAUAUCCAGUGAGGCUUAUAGUAUCUCUUUCAGGAUUGAGGAGGACUUCAAUUCAACUGUGGGUAAACAAAGGGAACAGUUCAAACAGAAACUACGUUGUGAAAUCUUGGCAGUAGACCCACAAAUACCCACAAGAAUGAUUCAAGGCAUUGAUUUAUCUCCAGGUAGCAUCAUUGUUACGGUGAGGCUUGUGGAUACAGAUGUGAAGACUGCAAAAGAAGUGAUUCCAGCCAUUGCUCGGGUCAUACAAAAUGGUGAUCUAAAUUUACAUGACCUUGGUAAUCGAAAAUUGAAUGUUCCUGCACAGACAGUGACAAUUAUAGAACCCUACAAACCUGAGAAGUCCAAUGCGGUUGUAUAUGCUGUUGUUGGAUCUGUUAUUGUAAGCACCCUUGGGAUUAUAUCUCUUGUCACAGGUGCUGUCAUUAUCAAGAGAAAGAAGGAAACAGAAAAGAUGAGGAUGCAGCAGAUUCCAGCUGUGAAAGAUGGCAUACCAUCAUACCGUCAGUUUCAAUUUGAGCAAUCCAUUGAAGGGACAGAAGCCUCACUUGCUCGAUACCGCAGUAAUUACCCUACCAUGGGCACAGCAGGCACUCUCGUGUUGGGUGUGAACACUGGAGCCAUACCAGGAGGCAGGUAUGAACUUCGGGUAACUGAUAGUAAAUACAUGCAUCCAGACAUCAGCUGCAAUGCAUCCCAGGCAAGUGAGAAGCAAAAGAAGAAGAAGAAGAAGAAGAAACAGCAACAAGGGGCAAAACAAGCAGGGAGCCAAAAUGACCCACUGAACCAAGAGGGAAUACCACCUGGUGACCAGGAUUCAGGAAUUGUUGAUGGCUGCACAAAUGUUUCUGAAGACAGGAAUAUGAGAAAAAGGAAUUGGGACAAAAAGGAAGGCUGCUAUAGCUCACUCAGUGUAGUGGAUAGACUAUGGAUUUGGAGGCCAGAGAAUCAUAUUCAGUUCCUGGUAGGAACAAGACAUUUUUCUCUUGUGCACAGCAUCAAGUCCAGCUGUGGCAUCAACCUAUGCACUGGGUUUUGGGAGCCCUCUUUCCUGGAGGAAAGCAGCCAGCACAUGAAGCUGAUUUCUCAUCUCCAUCCAGUGUCAAGGUUAAGAAUACAUGGAGCUAUUCUCCAGCACCCCUGCGGCUGGUUUACUUGUGGCAACACACUAGCAGUUUUCAGUAUUUCACCAUAAAAAAAUAAUAGCAAAUGUAAGAAAUCUCAGAAUAUAACUACAAAUACCAUCUAAUGGCAGAUGAAGAAACUACUUGCUCAAAGUGCUUUCUGAAAGAAAAAUUGUAGAACUUGUCAGAGCAUUGUCCUAAAAGCAGGCUCCUCAUGGUAGUUCAGACAUGACACGCGUAAACAGUCAAGCUCACUUACGAGAGCAAAGUUGUUAGUUAAGCACAGGGACUUUACCAUUACUUUUACCUUUUACAUGUUCAGUAACAAAAAGUGCCGUCUUCAAGUGGGUAAUAUUUCUCUGCUUCAAUCCAUGAAGUGUGUUAACCAUUCUGAUAUACAGUAUUGUCUUCAGUUAUUACACAGUUCUUUUAAUAAUAUAUAUUUAAUUCUCCAUAUGAUAUCACUGAAAAUUGGAGUAAACUUUCAUCUCUCCAUGCUAACUUAUAGUUUAUAUCUCAGUGAAACAGGUCCUCAAUUCUAUUCUGUUCUCCCAUAUUUUUUCUGCAUAACUUGCUGUACUUUCAAAAUAAAAUUGUGCAUAUUCCAUUCUUAAAGUCAUAUUGUUCCUGCUUCUGAUUUUGUAUCAGUAUGCUUGCUUAGGUUUAUUUGCUCUUAUAUUUUCAAGACAUGACUCAUCAUCAUCAUCAUCCCUUCAUAAUUUUUAUGUAACAUUUUUCUGUCUUUUCCAUAAGUUGGGACAAUAAUUCCUUUCCUCCAGUCAACAGGAAUUGUUUUUAUCAUUGUCUUGCUUUCAUUAUGUAUAUUAAAAAUUGUCAUAUCCAGGUGCUUUUCA
Cryptotermes secundus is the source of this 9309-nucleotide messenger RNA. RefSeq lists its product as uncharacterized. Bases 3478 to 8526 code for a protein of 1682 amino acids. Lineage: Eukaryota; Metazoa; Arthropoda; Insecta; Blattodea; Kalotermitidae. The transcript is spliced from 30 exons. The record is from RefSeq and is a predicted model, not a curated record.